Anopheles merus is the source of this 1762-nucleotide messenger RNA. RefSeq names its product juvenile hormone esterase-like. The record is from RefSeq and is a predicted model, not a curated record. NCBI's taxonomy places the organism in Eukaryota, Metazoa, Arthropoda, Insecta, Diptera, Culicidae. The transcript has 4 exons. Bases 39 to 1718 code for a protein of 559 amino acids.
AUUCAUACAGCACCAUUCCCACCGAUCACGUCGUGGCGAUGUGGACCUGCGCUGUCCUGUUAUUGGGUCAUUUCUUUAUUAGCAGCGUGCAGGCAAGCUGUCUGGUGCAGUACGAACAGGCAGCAACGGGAGUGGGAGUGCCCAAGGCUACCUUCAGCAGUACACCAUACUGUGCGUAUUAUGGUGUCAGAUACGGAGAGCCGCCGACCGGAAGGCUACGAUUUCGUCAUUCAAUAGUGCAUCAACCGAGUGGAUCGCUAAACUACACCACACCCAGGAGUGUCUGUGCCCAGUACAAUAAUCCAUUCACUCGGGACUAUGUCAUCGGUAGCGAAGACUGUCUAUUUGCAAACAUCUACACGCCUCGUGUUAAAGACAGCACAGAAGCAGCGGCAUAUCCUGUGCUAGUGUUCGUUCACGGUGGAAGUUACGCGGUUGGACAUGGGGAAAAAGACAUCAACGGGGUUGAUCUACUAAUAGAUAGUGGUGUUGUUGUGGUGACCUUUAACUACCGGCUCAAUGUUUUAGGAUUUCUAAAGACGAACAAAUUCAACAUCAGUGGCAACUUUGGGCUGAAAGAUCAAACCACACUGUUGCGGUGGGUGCAGCGGUACAUUGGCAGCUUCGGCGGUGAUCCUGCGCAAGUUACACUGCUCGGCCAUAGUGCGGGAGCCGGCUCGGUAACGCAUCAUCUCUACAUACCCCAGUCGAAAGAUCUCUUCCACCGUAUGAUUGUACUGAGCGGAUCGCUGCUAGCGUCCUGGUCCUUCAUGUACCAGCCGCGACUCUGCACGGAGUCGUACCUGAGUGAUCUGCAACCCAAGACUGCGACAGAGUUUCGUACCAGAGCUGUUGAGGAUUUUUUCAUCCAAAAUGGAACGACCGGUUUUGCGUUUGCGUUCGCUUCGAUGGGUACUCCUUGCUUCAUACCCGAGCCGGAGCAGGAAGAGAUCGAGCGGGAUAACUAUACCGUGAAUGCACCUCAUGUAUCCGUGCUAAGCCCACCGAUUACAAAGGUUCCAAUACUGAUAAGUGAAACGGCACGAGAAUUCGCCGACCAAUCGAAGCAUUUAGAUGGGUUUCACUUCUACCCAAAUAUUCCUCAAAAUUGGACCAAACAAAAGGUUGGUGCAUUAGUUUCCUUCGUUCAAAAUUUUACCUCCCACUUGGUGGCAGCAGGUCUUGUUAACUCCAGUGAGGAGGUGUUUCAACAGAUAGCAGAUGUAGCAAAUCUACGAUAUCCUAUGAGACGGUUGGCGCAGGAUUUAGCCCAAACACUGCACGGAACGAUGCCCGUGUACUAUCUUCGGUUUGAGUUUGAUGGACAGUUCGGGAAGGCAAAGUAUAAGGAGUAUAUUAGCUAUCUGCCUGUUUCGGAGUACGGUGCCAUACACGGGGAUGAUUUGGGGUACAUUUUUUCACCCUACAAUCUGGAGGAGGCCCUUGCGAAGGUGGACCAGUAUCGGGAGGAAUGGAGAAUACAUCGCAGGACAAUGGAGUUGAUAGCCAACUUUAUCAAGCAUGGCAAUCCAACACCAACUCCCAGUAAGCUUUCCAAUAUCACCUGGACACCCUGGAAUGGGAAUGACUCAGCUAACGCAUACUUGAACAUCGAUAAAACGUUCGAGAUGCGAGAGUUCAAGGAUGAUAGAAUCUUUCGCUUUUGGGCUGAAGUGUACAACUGUUUGUAUUAUAAAGUUUGUAAGUAUGACUGGUGAAGCUGGUGGUAGUGGUGUUUCGAUAGCAAUAAAAAUAUAUAACA